UUGCAGCCCCCCAGUUGUGCAGCAAGUGAGCAGGGAAAAGGGGACUUGAAACUAGGACAGAGCAGUCUGGCCCCUUUCCCUUCGAACCACAGGCACAGAUUUGCGACAGGGAGAGAGGACACCAGUCUGAGGCAGAGAGAGAAAAGGAGAGGAGACUUUGUGGGAGGCUUGCUGCAGUCACUGAGGGAAGAAGCCCUGGGACACAGACUAGUGUGUUCACAUUGCAGAAAUAAUUUAUAGUUUUUUUUCUAUCAUUUUUAUUGUAUCAGGGAGGAAAAUAUUACUGAAGAGAAAUCUCAUCACCUGGAAACAUGCACAAGCGCACAAAGAUAAAGAUUGCCAUCUUUGUGCUGCUGGUGGGCAUGGCUUGCAUGUUCACGGCGGUGGUAACGGACCACUGGGCAGUGCUCAGCCCAAAGGUGGAGAAAGUCAAUGAGACCUGCGAGGCGGCCCACUUCGGCCUGUGGAGGAUUUGCAAGAAGUCCAUUUACAUCAGCUCAGAAAACUACAAGGAGGGGCAUGGCUGUGGACCCAUCAGCCUGCCUGGAGAGGAAAACUGCACCUACUUCAGACACUUCACUCCAGGGCAAGAUGCUGAGAUAUUUGAAUAUAAAACACAAAAAGAGUACAACAUCUCGGCUGCAGCCAUCUCCAUCUUCAGUCUGGCCUUCAUCAUCCUGGGCUCUCUCUGUUUGGUGGGAUCAUGUACCGGUAAAGGCAAAGGAAGAGACUACCUCCUCAAACCUGCUGGCAUGUUUUUUGCAUUUGCGGGUCUCUGUGCCUUCAUCUCACUCGAGGUGAUGCGUCAAUCAGUCAAACGCAUGAUUGAGAGCGAGGAAACAAUCUGGCUCGAAUACUACUACUCCUGGUCAUUCGCAUGUGCCUGCUCAGGCUUCGUCCUCCUCUUCCUCACUGGCAUCGCCCUCCUGCUUCUCUCCAUGCCGCACAUGCCCAGGAAUCCAUGGGAGACUUGCAUGGACGCUGAGCCGGAGCAGGUCGAGUGAUAGCCAGACAGACGGAUGAAUACAGGAUAUGGGGAGAGUGACUGGUGGGAGUGACUUUUUUUUUGAGUACAGAUGCUAGAUUGAUUUUGAGAACAGAAGCUGGCCAUUAAAGGGUGACGUCCUGAUGACACAAACUGGUUUGAGUGUAGAUGGACCAUAGCCAUGAUGGGAAAUUUACCUCCCUGCAAUUAUAUAGCAAUUUGAAUGUGGGGAUUUUGGCAGAUUGUCAAAUGUUUGCCUUAUACUAUAUGCCCACCCAGAGUGUAAAAAAUAGUUGUCCUUCUCUUUUGGUAUGAGAUCAGAGCUCAGAUCUGCCAUGAGGCCUAAAAACCACAAUACUUUUCAGUAACCUGGUCCAAAUACCAUCUGAAAAUACUUGUAAGCACUAUUAGUAUACUUCCAUUUUUCUUUACUAGCGGCAUAGAAAUGUUAACAAUGAUUUAUCACAUGGCACUGUCA
Messenger RNA from Plectropomus leopardus (leopard coralgrouper), 1463 nucleotides. Its product is annotated as voltage-dependent calcium channel gamma-1 subunit-like. Gene Ontology annotation, biological process: calcium ion transmembrane transport; regulation of calcium ion transmembrane transport via high voltage-gated calcium channel. NCBI's taxonomy places the organism in Eukaryota, Metazoa, Chordata, Actinopteri, Perciformes, Serranidae. Gene Ontology annotation, cellular component: membrane; L-type voltage-gated calcium channel complex. Gene Ontology annotation, molecular function: calcium channel regulator activity; voltage-gated calcium channel activity. The record is from RefSeq and is a predicted model, not a curated record.